Messenger RNA from Pungitius pungitius (ninespine stickleback), 3718 nucleotides. RefSeq names its product TAF5-like RNA polymerase II, p300/CBP-associated factor (PCAF)-associated factor (gene taf5l). The transcript is spliced from 5 exons. The record is from RefSeq and is a predicted model, not a curated record. Lineage: Eukaryota; Metazoa; Chordata; Actinopteri; Perciformes; Gasterosteidae. The coding region runs from base 612 to 2411 and encodes 599 amino acids. Gene Ontology annotation, biological process: regulation of DNA-templated transcription. Gene Ontology annotation, molecular function: protein binding; transcription coactivator activity. Gene Ontology annotation, cellular component: nuclear protein-containing complex; histone acetyltransferase complex.
UAAUGGAAAUUGAAGACAAAAACAACACAACUGGAUUUAAAUACGCCAUUUUAUUAUUCAUUCAUUUAAAUAACACAUUAGUGAAAGCUUUGCUAUCUAAAAUUACUGUUACUCCACCACUGGGCGAAUUAAUCAACACAAACUAUCAACACAUAUUUUUUGAUGAGGCUUUUACUUUAUACACCGUCAGCUGACCGACAGUAGGAACUGCGAGACACUAAUAAAUUGAUAUUUUCAUUCAUGUUAUUUGCUAGUGAGGAAAUUACCUCCACUGUCGCUUAUUCUCCUUAAUUAUGCAAAGAAGUUUGGAGUGUGGUUCACGCUGAGUCGAUCCAGACAUCACUAGUUAAUCGUCGCUACAUUCACCCUGUGAUUCCAACGGCAAACCAGGACGACGAGUGGAUCACCGACAGCUGUUAGCCAUUCGAGAUGAAAGCUAGCUAGCUAACAUGUAGCUAACAUGGUUUGAUGGAGGCUGACCGGGGGGGGCGGAAGACCACGAUGGAGCGGCAACGUAGUUUCAGCUAGGAACUCGGUCAGCAUUAAACCCCCCACUAGCUGGCGUACAGCAACGCGGCACAGAGAAGGAACGGCACGAUAUGCAGUGAGUCAUGAAGCGGGUUCGCACUGAGCAGAUCCAGUAUGCCGUCGCUCAGUACCUGAAGCGGAGGCAGUACGUGGACACCGAUGGCUCCCUGAAAGGAGCCAAGCUCUUCCAGUCGGCGGAGGAGAUGGCCGCGAGUCUCACAGUGCAGACGGAGUCGGGCUGUGCCAACAUCGUCUCUGCUGCCCCGUGCCAGUCUGAGCCUCAGCAGUACGAGACUCAGUACUCACGGCUGCGCUCCUUCCUGUCAGAGACGGACAUUUCCUGGGCGAAGGAGGUGAGCAGCAUUCUGUACCCGCUCUUCGUCUACCUCCACCUGGACCUGGUGCACUGCGGCCUGAAGGGGGCGGUAGACGGCUUCUACAGUCGCUUCCACGGCGCCUUUCUCCAGGACGGCGAGCAGCGCGCCACCAUAGAGCAGCUCCGCCACGUCCUCACCGCGCAGGACGUGGCGGCCAACCCCAAGCUGAGUGCGUUCCUGGAGCACAAGUACGUGGUGCACCUGACGGAGCCGGCCUACAGCUACCUGCUGCGUUACCUGCAGAGCGAGGACAACAGCGGCCUCUGCCGGGCCCUGAGCACGCACCUGCAGGUGGAGGUGACCGCCUCCAGGCGCACGGACUACGAGCUGUACGGAGGCGCCGGCGCCCUGAACCCCGCCUCCUCCUGGCCGGGGGCGGACGGGGCGGCGGCGGCGGCGGGCGGCGAGGGGGUGGAGGUCCCCGCGGGGGUCCCGCAGAGCGAGGCGGCCCUGGAGGCCCUGCAGGACUGCAUCAAGAAGGUCCGCGAGGGCCCCCCCACGCUCACCACCGUGUGCUUCUACGCCUUCCACCACACGGAGCAGACGCUGAACGCCGCCGAGGUCUCGGCCGACAGCCGGCUGCUGGCCGCCGGCUUCGACAGCUCCACGGUGAAGCUGUGGAGCCUCCGGCCCCGGAAGCUCAAGGCCCGAGCGCACCGGGCGGACGUGUCGCUCAUCCACCUGGCCUGUGACGUGCUGGAGGAGGAGGCCGACGAAGAGGACGGCUCCGGCAGCGAGAUCAAGACGCUGCGGGGCCACAGCGGCCCCGUGUUCCGCGCCGCCUUCCUGACGGACAGCUCCGGCCUGCUGUCCUGCUCCGAGGACACCACCAUCCGCUACUGGGACCUGGGCAGCUUCACCAACACGGCGCUGUACCGCGGCCACGCCUACCCGGUGUGGGACGUGGACGUCAGCCCCUGCAGCCUCUACUUCGCCAGCGGCUCCCACGACCGGACGGCCCGCCUGUGGACCUUCUCCCGCACCUACCCGCUGCGCCUCUACGCCGGGCACCUCGCCGACGUCGACUGCGUCAAGUUCCACCCCAACUCCAGCUACCUGGCCACCGGCUCCACGGACAAGACGGUGCGGCUGUGGAGCACCCAGCAGGGGGCGUCGGUCCGCCUCUUCACCGGCCACCGCGGGCCCGUGCUGUCGCUGGCCUUCUCGCCCGACGGCAAGUACCUGGCGUCCGCCGGCGAGGACCAGCGGGUGAAGCUGUGGGACCUGGCGUCGGGCACGUUGUCCAAAGACCUGCGGGGACACACGGACAGCGUCACCAGCCUGUCCUUCAGCCCGGACAGCAGCCUGGUGGCGUCGUCCUCCGCGGACAACUCGGUCCGGGUGUGGGACAUCCGGAACUCGCGCGGGGCGGCGCCGGCCGACGGCUCGUCCGGCGAGCUGGUGGGGCUGUACACGGGGAACAGCAGCGGCGUGCUGAACGUGCAGUUCAUGGCGUGCAACCUGCUGCUGGUGACGGGGACGGCCCAGGAGAAGGCCGAGCCGUAGCCCUCAGCGCCGCCGCCAGUCGCUUUCGCCAUUCAGUUAUCUUCCGAGAGGUCGAAGGUCGGAGCUUCGUUUUUGUUGUUGGCGUAGAGGAGUCUGCUUCCCUUCAACGGGCCCAGAUGUUCCACACUGGUGCUGUCUAGUUACCAAAGCGUCAGUAUUAAGUGUUUCCUCAGUGUGACGUCGUGCUUCUGGUGCCUUGGAGGUCCCAAACCGUUUACUCUGCUGCCACGCACAGGAUCCAUCAUCAUCAUCAUCUUCAUCAUCAGCAGCAGCAUGUGACCGUUUAGAAACAAUUCUUCCUGUUGAGUGAAAACACAAAAUUUGAAUCUGUAAAGAUCAGUUUUACCCAAAUAGGAGACGAAAAAGUGUAUUUUCUGAGCUGAGAAUAACACAACAUUGUGUGUGUGUGUGUGUGUGUGUGUGUGUGUGUGUGAGAGAGAUUACACGUAUACACACACACCACCUCCCUUUAGUGCUGACAUAACAGACGCACAACGACCUUAAAUUAAAUCAGAAAAUAAAGCCUGAAAUAAACACAAAUCUGACCAGAAACUAAAUGCUGGCUUUUUGAACUUGACAGUUGGGAAAUAAUUUGGCCAAAAAAUGUAAAGCGUUUAUUUGUAAAUGGCGUUUGGUCCAUGAAGAUUGGAGGAACGGCAGCACUGGUUGGUUCAGGCUGUACCUCCAGCUGCUAGAGAAGGUACAGAUGUGUAUUUUGAAGGACUACAGGCACAGAUUCAGGUUGGUCCGGUUUCUCGCCGGCUCCUCGUCUGAGAACCACGACACGCAGGCUCAAAGCGCUCAGACUGCUCCUCUAAAGCUCCCCGUGGUCGGAUCACACGUCGGCUUCCAUCCGGGUUCACAUCCACACCAGGAGCCCUCACGGGAGUGACGGGACUUUGAUGUUCAGGCGAUUUUUACGAUGUCUCAAAAGGUGGAAACCAGAAGUGUAAAUAGCCUCCUCCUGCAGAUUUCUAAGAAUCAAAGGCUGUAUUUUUGUUUUCAGCACUUUUCUGCGAGUGGCAUGAACUGUGCAAUGUUUGUGUACAUAGACUAUGUAUUUUUGUAAUAUUUUGGCUACCAAGAGUUGACAUUCAGGUUGAGCGUAACGAGGGCUACAGCGUACUGACUAGAAGCUGAUUUCAUACAUCCAGAGUGUGAUUGUAUUUUGGUUUUAUAUAGUUGUUUUUCAUAUUUUCUUCAUAAAUCCAGCGGGGAAGUUUGUCCUUUGUGUUUGUCAGUGACCUUUUGUUGCCUCCUGUCGCUCAAAACAACACAAAAUAAAUAACAGAAUUUAUUUAAACUAA